Gongylonema pulchrum is the source of this 291-nucleotide messenger RNA. Lineage: Eukaryota; Metazoa; Nematoda; Chromadorea; Rhabditida; Gongylonematidae. The record is from the annotation of a GenBank genome assembly.
GGUACUGGCUGCUACAGUUAUGUUGGCCGUAUUUGGUACUGGAAGAAGCAGCCGCUUUCGAUUGACUCCAAAUGUGAACAUAUUCACACAAUGGCGCAUGAAUUAGGCCAUGCACUCGGUUUUCUGCAUACGCACAAUCGCGCUGAUCGUGAUCAGUAUAUAUCAGUGAAUUUCACCAACGUUAAGGACAGCUUAACUGGAAAUUUUAAGAAGGUUUCAAGAACUAUCAAUUACAACUAUGGAUUGCCGUAUGAUUAUGGAAGCGUAAUGCAUUACAGCAAGAAAUCGUAA